Molecule: messenger RNA, 1287 nt
Organism: Suncus etruscus (white-toothed pygmy shrew)
Lineage: Eukaryota; Metazoa; Chordata; Mammalia; Eulipotyphla; Soricidae
Product: survival motor neuron protein-like
Exons: 2
Coding region: 1-897 (298 amino acids)
Biological process (GO): mRNA processing
Cellular component (GO): cytoplasm; nucleus
Molecular function (GO): RNA binding
Source: RefSeq, a predicted model, not a curated record
AUGGUGAGAACUCGGUCAGUGCAGCUAGUGAAAGUGCGGCAGGAUGGCGGCCGAGAGCAGGUGGACUCGGUGCUGUUCCGGCGCGGCACCGGCCAGAGUGAUGAUUCUGACAUUUGGGAUGAUACAGCAUUGAUAAAAGCUUAUGAUAAAGCUGUAGCUUCAUUUAAGCUUGCUUUAAAGAAUGGUGAUAUUUCUGAAGCUUCAGAUAAACCAAAAAGCACACCUAAAAGGAAACCUAAGAAGAAUAAAAGCCAAAAGAAGAACACCAAAUCUUCUUUGAAGCAGUGGAAAGUUGGUGACAAAUGUUCUGCUAUUUGGUCAGAAGACGGCUGCAUUUACCCAGCUACUAUUGCAUCCAUUGAUUUUAAGAAGGAAACCUGUGUUGUAGUUUACACUGGAUAUGGAAAUAGAGAGGAACAGAAUCUGUCUGAUCUCCUGACCUCCAACUAUGAUGCUCCUAAUACUACAGAACAGAAUGCCACGGAGAAUGAAAAUGAAAGUCAAAUUUCAACAGAUGAAAGUGAGCAUUCUUCUAGAUCUCCUGGAAAUAAACCAAAUCAUAUCAAAUCAAAAGCUGCUCCAUGGAACUCUUUUCUUCCUCCACCACCACCCAUGCCAGUACCCGGGCCACGACCAGGACCAGGAAAGCCAGGUAUGAAGUUCAGUGGCCCUCCACCACCCCCACCACCGCCUCACUUCCUAUCCCGCUGGAUGCCUCCGUUUCCUUCUGGACCACCAUUAAUCCCACCACCACCUCCUAUAUGUCCUGAGUCUUUUGAGGAUGCUGAGGUCUUGGGCAGCAUGUUGGUCUCUUGGUAUAUGAGUGGCUAUCACACUGGUUACUAUGUGGGUUUCAAACAAAAUCAAAAAGAAGGAAGAUCCUCACAUUUCAAUUAAGGAGUAAUUCAUGCAGUAUUCUUUAAUAGAUUCAGGAAGAACUCUCCACGGAAAAGAAUAGCAGUGUGUGUGCGCGCCAGAGUAGUAUGAGCCAGUGUGCCUCAUUCUCUGGGUCCACCAUCAUCUGUAUUCCGCUUUUUGUGUGUGACUUGUGCUUGUCGCCAGCCUGGUAUUUCUAGGGCAUUAUGCCUUUGAGUUACCGAACAGUGGAAAUGUUGGAAUAUGAAAUAUUAAUACUCAAGGUCACGGGCAAAGGAAGUCUCCAGUUGUCAAAAUCGCAGUUAAGCUUAUUUGUGUAUUAUAACUUUCCUAGUACAUUGAAUUUUUUUUAAUAUCUUUAGAAAAUAAAAUAAGUAAUUUUUUAUGUGUGACUUAAAAAAAAAAAAAGAA